Messenger RNA from Anopheles bellator, 2456 nucleotides. It is a transcript of the gene Wdr24, whose product is annotated as GATOR complex protein WDR24. NCBI's taxonomy places the organism in Eukaryota, Metazoa, Arthropoda, Insecta, Diptera, Culicidae. The transcript has 2 exons. The record is from RefSeq and is a predicted model, not a curated record. Bases 15 to 2456 code for a protein of 813 amino acids. Gene Ontology annotation, molecular function: protein binding. Gene Ontology annotation, biological process: positive regulation of TOR signaling.
AUCAUCUAGCGAGGAUGGGGGACGUUAAAACGUGCUCUAUUCGCAUUUGUCAGGACGGGCACGCCAAUGCGUUAGCAUUGAACCGAGAGUACACACAGAUCGCCGUUGCCGGAAGAAGCUUGCUGAAGGUAUUUUCGAUCGAAAACGAUGGAUUCACUGAGGUGUGUAACAUGCGGGGAGGAAAGAACCAAAACCUUAGCUACUCGUCGAAUGACGUGGCGUGGAGUUCGCUGGAUUCGAACAUCCUGGCGACGGCGGCCACGAACGGUGUGGUGUCCGUGUGGGAUCUCUCAAAGUUUGGCCGGCAAAAGCAAUCGCUGGUGUACAACGAGCACGAGCGAACGGCCCAUUCCGUCGCGUUCCACGGCACGGAGGCGAACCUACUGAUUUCGGGUUCGCAGGAUGGAACGAUCAAGUGUUUCGAUCUGCGCACGGACAAGAUCGCGGUCAAUACGUACUUUAGCAAUUCGGAGAGCGUGCGCGAUGUAAAAUUCAGUCCCCACGCGCCCAACACGUUUGCGGCCGUGUCGGAAAAUGGAACCGUCCAGCUGUGGGACAUUCGGCGAAAUGAUCGUUGCACCACGCAGUUCACGGCGCACAGCGGUCCUAUCUACACCUGCGAUUGGCACCCCAUCCAAUCGUGGCUGGCGACGGGCAGCAGGGACAGACAGAUAAAGGUGUGGAACACGAGCCCCAAGAACUCGUCGCUGGAAAACACCAAAAACGUAUCGCUCGAGUACACGAUACACACGAUCGCGGUGGUCGGUAGGGUACGCUGGAGGCCCGAAAAAAUGUACCACAUCGCCAGCUGUGCGCUCGUGGUGGACAACAGCAUCUACAUCUGGGACCUGCGGCGACCUUACAUUCCGUACGCCUCGUUCAACGAGCAUUCGAACGUUACCACGGGCAUCGCGUUCAAGGGCAACGAUCGGCACAUGCUGCUGUCGACGAGCAAGGAUUCGACCAUUUUCAAGCACGUAUUCAAGGACGCUAUGCGGCCGGCACUGAAAGCGAACCCGCAAGGGGCCAGCUUCAACUACAAGGGCGAUCUGCUGUACGCGUACGAGAUGAAGGUGAUCGCGCCGGCUCCGCCACCGCCCGUUUCAACGGGUCUGCUAAGCCAAGGCAGCGGGUUGCUGGGAUCGCGUCAGAAAACUCCUCCCUCGGCCGACCAGUUCCACCUGGCCAAAUCGAAUCUGUCGAACUUUUUGACCAAAACCAUCGGCACCGGCGGGACAAAGGAUGUGACGAAGACGUCACUGCUGAAGGACUAUCUGGCUCUGAAGGGCUGUGCCAAGGAGUACGUUCUCUCGGGGUCAUCGCUGGCGGAGAUCUGCGGCCACAAUGCGGCCGUGGCGAAGAAGUACGGCAAAUCGAACGUUAGCUUUCUGUGGAACUUCAUUAGCCAGCUGUACGCGUACAGCUCGAUCGCGAGCACGAAGCUGGAACAGCGCAACUCGAACUCCAGCCAACACACCGGCGGUCGCCUGAUGGCCCAGAUCUCCAACCAGUCCAGCACCGGGCGUAGCGAGGAGCGGGCCAUCGGCAGUGGCAGCAACCCCAACUUGGGCCCCAUCAGCAGCACCGCGAGCAACGGCAAUGCCGACGAUUUCGUGGAGUUUACGAGCAAUACCAAAAAUGCCAACGAACCACCGGGCUUGGGGCAGCUACUGUUGGUCGACGUCGAGCACGAGCGGUGCGAGUUCGUGUUCGGCGAGACGGAACUAACGUUCGAUUCGGUGGACUGCAUCAAGGGGUUCCGGAACGGGUUUCUGUACAUGGGACCGCACGAUAUGGUGAAGGAGUACACGAUUCCGUCCUCGAAUCUGAUCAACGCACACGAGCUGCACCCGACGCAACACCGUAAACAUUUGGCGGUGGCGGAAAAAUCACAGGAAACGUCCCCACCACCGAACCCGGCCCCGAGCUUCCUGAAGAUAGCGGACCACAAUCCUACGCCGCCCAUCUGGCAGCCGCAUCAGGUGCUGGCGGACUGUUUAUCACUGCAGACGGAGGUCGGUGACGUGCAGACGUCCUCGUGUAUAUUGAUGGCCCUCGGCGAAAGGCGCCACAGUCUGCAGAUCGACGAAACGGUCCAGGAGAACUGGCUGCUGUCGUACAUUGAACUGCUGCAUCACCAUCAGCUGUGGAACGAGGCGACACAGGUGAUCAACAAAAGCUGGAUACGGUCGGUGGCCGAGUUGAACCAGCAGUCGACCACCAUGUACACUAGCUGUGGCCAGUGCUCGAAGCAAUUGCUGAACGCGGUCGGCUGGUACUGUUCGCGCUGCAAGUCAGCCCAAAGCUCCAAGUGCAGCGUCUGCAAUGGCGUCGUCCGCGGACUGUACGCUUGGUGCCAGGGAUGUUCACACGGUGGCCACCUUGAACACUUGAAACACUGGUUCGCCAACAACCCCAAGUGUCCCAAGUGUGGCCACUUGUGCGAAUACGAAUGA